Diaporthe amygdali is the source of this 567-nucleotide messenger RNA. RefSeq lists its product as uncharacterized. The transcript is spliced from 5 exons. The coding region runs from base 1 to 567 and encodes 188 amino acids. The record is from RefSeq and is a predicted model, not a curated record. Gene Ontology annotation, molecular function: carbon-sulfur lyase activity. Lineage: Eukaryota; Fungi; Ascomycota; Sordariomycetes; Diaporthales; Diaporthaceae.
AUGGACGCCAGCUGUCAGUGCGGUUCCGUCACCUUCAAGACGCCCCUUGAGAAGCCCCUCGCCCUAUAUAUAUGCCACUGCACAGAAUGCAGGAGGCAGACUUCCUCGGCCUUUGGGACGUCGGCCAUAUUCCCGCGCUUCGCCCUGCCGGACGCCGAGCUGCUCAGUGUCUACAAACGGCCCACCCAUUCAGGGCAAACCCUCUACUGCUACUUCUGUAAGAAUUGUGGCACGAGGCUCAUCCACACCACACCGAAUAAGACCGUCGUCUCCGUAAAAGGGGGCUGCCUCGAGGGUUUGGACUGGGCCAAAGCAAUUCACAUCUGGACCAAGAGCGCUAUGAUCCCCAUCCCGGAGGAUGCAGAAUCCUACGAGGAGUCCCAGACGACCGGGUACAGCGACUCGCAGGAGACGCUGGAUCAGCCGGGGAUGCUGGCCGGGUCGGGCGGCGUGGCCGGCGAGGACAUCCGCGAGGUCCUCAUGCGGGAGAGGCAGGCCAAGAAGAGCGCCGAGCUCGAGGGGUUGGGCGGGGUGGACGCGGAUCUGGUGCGAGAUAUAGUUCACUGA